Messenger RNA from Candidozyma haemuli, 1644 nucleotides. It is a transcript of the gene ALG8, whose product is annotated as dolichyl-P-Glc:Glc1Man(9)GlcNAc(2)-PP-dolichol alpha-1,3-glucosyltransferase. Bases 1 to 1644 code for a protein of 547 amino acids. Gene Ontology annotation, molecular function: dolichyl pyrophosphate Glc1Man9GlcNAc2 alpha-1,3-glucosyltransferase activity. The record is from RefSeq and is a predicted model, not a curated record. Gene Ontology annotation, biological process: protein N-linked glycosylation. NCBI's taxonomy places the organism in Eukaryota, Fungi, Ascomycota, Pichiomycetes, Serinales, Metschnikowiaceae. The transcript has a single exon. Gene Ontology annotation, cellular component: endoplasmic reticulum membrane.
AUGCCCCUGCCUGAACGUACUAAACAGUACUCCCUUCUCAACAUAUGGUGUGUCUCGUUGGCCCUCAAAGCCCUCCUCUCCAUAGGCUACCAUUCUACAGACUUUGAUGUCCACCGCAACUGGCUAGCCAUCACACAUAACCUUCCCGUGGCCCAGUGGUACUUGGAGAAAACGUCGCAGUGGACGUUGGAUUAUCCGCCUUUCUUUGCUUACUAUGAGUGUGUGUUGCUGUACUUGGUGCCUCGGUUUGUCAGGGACGACGGGUGCCUUUCCAUCGUGGAGAAGGGCUUGUAUAGUCUUCCGACGGUGUUCUUCCAGCGGCUUUCGGUGGUUUCUUCUGAGGUGGUGUUGUUUUUGGCUUUGCAAUGGUACGUGAAGAGUGCCAGGUCGAACCAGGAAGCGACUAGGGCGUACGUGGUGGCUCUGAGUCUUGUGCUUUCGCCUGGCCUAUUGAUAAUUGACCAUAUCCAUUUCCAGUAUAAUGGCAUUCUUUAUGGCUUUUUGGUGCUUAUGAUCAAUUGCGCCAGGUUGGAAAAGUACUUGUGGUGUGGCUUUUGGUUUAGCGUGCUUCUUUGCUUUAAACAUAUCUACUUGUACUUGGCGCCGGCGGUGUUUGUGUACUUGCUUCGUGCUUAUUGUCUUAAUUUAAGCUACGACAGGAGAAAGAGCUUUGCUAAUAACGCUGUGCGUCUUGUGAGGUGGAAGAACCUUUUCAAGUUGGGUUCUGUGGUGAUUGGCGUGUUUACCGUCGCUUUUGGACCGUUCAUCUACUACCAUGUUAUUCCAGAAAUGGUGGAAAGACUCUUUCCGUUUAGCAGAGGCCUUACACACGCGUACUGGGCUCCAAACGUUUGGGCAUUGUACUCUUUUCUCGAUAGAGUGCUUAUUCAGAUCUAUAAGAGGGUUCCGCUUUCGAGAUUGCCUCUCCAGAGAGUUCUUCAAUUUGAACCUUCCCUUUUGGAUAACAAAAAGUUGCUCCUGUCGUCUACAAGAGGCAUUGUUGGUGAAAUUGAGUUCCUCGUGUUACCUACCAUCACCCCACAACUCACCUUCUUGCUUACGCUCUUCUACCAGUUCAUGGCGCUAAUCCCACUCUUCCUUCAACCUACGUUUGAACGGUUUAUCGGCGCCUUGACGUUGUGUGGAUACGCUUCGUUCCUCUUUGGCUGGCAUGUUCAUGAAAAGGCCGUGUUGAUCAUCAUUUUCCCGAUUUCCUUCCUUGUCACCAGAGACAAGAGGCUUUUGAGCAGCUUCAACCUUCUUGCCUCGUGCGGCUACGUGUCUUUGUUCCCGCUUAUCUUUACCAGCGAAGAGUGGAUUAUUAAGGUUGUGUUUACGCUUCUUUGGUACAUUAUUUUCUACUUCCACUUUAGAAAAGUUGUUCGUGUGCCUUCCCAUUUGGCUGAGCAGUCAGGCUUUAUGCUUGAAAGAGUCAGCAACCUUUAUAUAUUAGGUCUUUUACCGGUGGUUUUCUUCACGAGCAUGAUUGACCUUUUCCAGCAUAAGUUCGAGAUUCUUCGCCAGCUUGAAUUCUUGAAACUCAUGAUCUACAGCGUCUACUGCGGCUUUGGCGUUAUUAGCUCCUGGAACACCUUCAAUUGGUUAUAUUUCGUUGACGAAACGAUAUGGGAUCCUCUUAGUUAA